UAUGUAUCAUAGUAUCGCGAUGUGUUGCAAGAUUACUUCAUUCAUGUAUAUCUAGGUAGACUAGCGAAGAAUGGCGGUAGAGAGUAGUAAUACUGAAAAAAAAAGAAAAAAAAAAGUGGCAUUUGUUGUUCCUCUUGUUGGCCAUCAUUCCACUGUGCUGCCAGGUUGUGUCACUCGCCCAGCGUGGUACUAGUGUAGCAAAAAUGCAUAUCUGGCAAAUCGUACCGGGGGUCUGCAGCUAGCCGGGACCCACUUUCUCCACGAGUACCUAGAAUUGUGUAUUGUCUGACUGGGAAGAGAAGCCAUGACAAGGAAAGGAAGACCUGUUAUUCCCAGUGUGUGCCCCAAGAGUGCCUGGCAGAGAACCCUCAACAGGGCCAGGUUAAGUUUAGACAGCGAGGAGGAGCCACUGAGGCCCAGGUCUGCCACACCCUCCCAGCCACCUGGGGGCCACCUGCAGACCCAGUCAAGACGCAGCCUGCUGGUGCGGUCUGCCUCUGCUGGGCCAUGGACUGCACACACUGUUACCUAUGGCUCGCGACGCCCAGGCCGCAGCCUCACCAGGGACACAAGCAGCAAGAAACGUGAAUUGCCUCCGCCAAGCGCUGGGAGGAGUCGCUGGUGUUGGUGUGUUGUGGCACUCAUCUCCAUCCUCAUCGCUGUUGCAUCAUCUUCACUGUAUCUGGUCACAGACUUAUCGUUCCUAAUAGCUAAUAAGGAAUUGUCAUGUAGGGAAAGGAGGAAUGCAGAGUUCCCGAUAACUGAGCUCAAGAAUCAACUUAAGAAAAACAUUGUUGGUCAGAACUUGGCCAUAGAGUCACUUGUUCAUAACCUGAAGAUGUUUGCAGCUUCAAGUGCAGAGCGGCCAUUUGUGCUGUGGCUGUCUGGCUGGGAAGGAAGUGGCAAGACCCUCACUAUCAACAUCAUUAAAGGCGUGCUGCCAAAGGAGUUCAGAGUGCAGACGGUCCUUGCUCAGCUGUUGCCCGGCAGUGCUUACAACCUACAAGAGAAGGCCAUGGGUCUGGUGCAGGGCCUGGAGCCGUGCGCACCAAACCUUCUGGUGAUAGACGGAUGGGACGGGGAGUCACGGUUGCCCUUGGCCAUCCUGGAGCAGUUUCUGAAAAGCCUCCACCUCCCUGAGGCCACCACACAGAACGCCAGUCGUGUGUUGGUUGUUUUAAGCGGGACGAGAGGAGGCAGGGACGUGUGGCAGCACUUUCUUGACCUGCAAAGAAAAGAGGGAGGAGAGACGAACUUCCUUGAGCAUGACUUCACCAACUUGAGUCUGAGGCUGCAGAACACACACUACCUGGCCUCAGUCACCAGCAAUGUGGCCCUGGUGCCGUUCCUACCAAUGGACUUGGCGCAGAUCAAGUCAUGUGUGGUGAGGGAGCUACUGAGGAUGCAGAGGGAGGAUGUGGUGAUAGAUGAGGCAGCGCUGGCCAGGGUUAUGAAGGAGGUCUCGGCUCACACUGAGUUUGUGCCUGGCUCUGAUCCCCCCCUAGCCAUCCAUGGGUGUAAGAGGGUGCCGGCACUACUGGCACUCGUCCUGUCUGGCUCUCUGGAUGACUUGAGGCUGUGAUGUGUGUGUGUAUGGGUGUGUGUGUUUACCUGUGGGUAUUUUUCAAGGGUUAAAUGAAGCUCAUAAUGUCUCUUCUUUUAAUACCAAGUUAUAUCAUACGUACAUACUUUUUAUUUAUAUUUAUGUGUUUGUGUAUGUUUGUGUGUGUUUAGGUGUGUGUGUGUGUGUGUGUGUGUGUGUGUGUGUGUGUGUGUGUGUGUGUGUGUGUGUGUGUUAAAGGGUGUGGGUGUGUGUAUGUAUAUAAGUGCAGUAGAAUUAUCUGUUAUUCUUUCUGGUAUAUAUAUUCGCAAAAUCAAACACAGGGCAGGAAAGUGAUGGUGAAAGGUGUAUUUAGAGAUCAAUAAGAUAAACUAAUGAAAAAAAAAUAUAAACACUCAAGAGAAGAAAAAUAUGAAUGAAAAAUAAUCAUGAUAUAUAUAUAUAUAUAUAUAUAUAUAUAUAUAUAUAUAUAUAUAUAUAUAUAUAUAUAUAUAUAUAUAUAUAUAUAUAUAUAUAUAUAUAUAUAUAUAUAUAUAUAUAUAUAUGAUCAGGGAAGAAAAAUAUGAAUGAAAUGUGUAUAGGAGCUGAUGAAUCAAAAUAAUUUACUUUAGUUUGAGAAUUACUGUACAUAAAUCACUGUUAAUGAAAUCAGUAUUGACACUCAUAUAUAUGCACUUGCAUAACACCUGCAUGACUAUGAAUCAUUAACUUGUAUAUCACACCUGUCUUACCUGUCUGUAUUAAUUGAUUAUAGUGGUGUCAGUAUUAACUGUGGUGCUCUUACAGUUAAUAUCAAACUAAAAGUAUUACUGAAAAGUGCUGAAAUGUAAGAUCAAAUAAUGUUAAAUUAAAAAUAUUACCAAUGAAUGCUGGGUUGUAAGGUGAAAGGAUAUCAAGUGAUGUGUAAGAUCAGAGUUAGGUAAUUACUGCUUUCUUAAUCAAAGUUUUAGUGUCUUGCUCUCUUUGUUGAGUGAUGGUAAUGAUGAUGAUGAUGACGGAAAGUGAUGUACAUACAGCUGUUUGAAUCAAAUUUUUUGUGGCUCUUUUGUUCUCAAGUUGAAAUCAUCCACAUAAUACAACUACUACUAAUAAUAAUCUACACUUUAUCUUUUGUACAGUCCAGAAAAAAAAAGAAACAAUUGGAUUAAUUUCUUUUAGUGUUACUUAAGAAUACAUUCAUAAAAGUACAAAAUGCAUCAAUCAUACAAACAUAUAUAUAUAUUUUUACUCGAAACCCAUGUAAUAGAGGCGUACAUAAUUCAGAAUUCUACUAUGCUGUAUAUACAGGUGCAUAGCCAUAUCUAGUCUUAUAUAUAUAUAUAUAUAGUAAAUCUAUCUUUUCCUACUACUAAUUCUAUAUAUGUCAAUUUUUCUACUAUUUCUAUAUAUACAUGGAAAAAAAAAAGGUGUUAAAAAUGCUAUAAAAAUAUUGAAAGUUACUAUUAUUACAUAGCUCAAGUGUAGGUAUGCAUAAUACUUUCAAACAUUUCCAUUCAUUAAUUACCAAUAUUAGUGUUGUUAUUAUGAUAUUUAACAUAGUAACACAUAUUAGUAGAAGUGUUUACCAGUUUACCUUUGUGUAUUGUAUUCGUGUUAUUUCUCGUUCUCUAUUUACGUGGCUCAUUAACUUAACCAUCUUAGUGUUAUUAGUGUUAUCAAGUUAUUGUUCUGUAAAACGUGGGUGUUUGUCCCGAUGGCCGCACUACACCUCGCCUCUCUUAGAGUCUCCCCUUGGUGUCUGCUUGUGCACUGUAGCCUAGAAUCAUGCCACAGAGAAUAGAUUUAGGUUUGUUUCUCUCUCUCUCUCUCUCUCUCUCUCUCUCUCUCUCUCUCUCUCUCUCUCUCUCUCUCUCUCUCUCUCUCUCUCUCUCUCUCUCUCUCUCUCUUCGGGGGAACUAAUGUAAACAUGUUAGGGCAGCUAUGAAGGGGAGAUGGAGAUAAGGAGGUGUGUGUGUGUUGUUGUUUUUUGCUCAGAGUUCAGGUGUUCAGUGUGUUCUUUGUGUGUGUGUGUGUGUGUGAGAGAGUGAGUGAGUGAGUGAGUGAGUGUUAUGUUAUACUGUGCUGCACCUACCACUACUGCAUAUGUCUAUAAAGAAAAUCACCGUCUAUUUUAUAUUAUACACAAAUGCACUCUUUUAAUAAACUUUCUCCAGGCACA
This is a messenger RNA of Scylla paramamosain (green mud crab), 3719 nucleotides long. RefSeq names its product torsin-2A-like. The transcript has 3 exons. The record is from RefSeq and is a predicted model, not a curated record. Gene Ontology annotation, molecular function: ATP binding; ATP hydrolysis activity. Gene Ontology annotation, biological process: cellular response to misfolded protein. Bases 305 to 1582 code for a protein of 425 amino acids. Lineage: Eukaryota; Metazoa; Arthropoda; Malacostraca; Decapoda; Portunidae.